Molecule: messenger RNA, 936 nt
Organism: Talpa occidentalis (Iberian mole)
Lineage: Eukaryota; Metazoa; Chordata; Mammalia; Eulipotyphla; Talpidae
Product: olfactory receptor 1013-like
Exons: 1
Coding region: 1-936 (311 amino acids)
Biological process (GO): G protein-coupled receptor signaling pathway; sensory perception of smell
Cellular component (GO): membrane
Molecular function (GO): odorant binding; G protein-coupled receptor activity; olfactory receptor activity
Source: RefSeq, a predicted model, not a curated record
AUGAAGAGAAGCAAUCAUACAGUCACAGACUUCAUCCUGGUGGGCUUCACAACAGACCCUGUGAUGCAGCUGGUCCUGUUUGUGCUGUUCCUCGGCGUCUACUCUCUCACCCUCAUGGGAAAUUCAACCCUCAUGGUGCUCAUCUGCAAUGACUCCCGACUGCACACGCCCAUGUAUUUUUUCAUUGGCAAUCUCUCCUUUCUGGAUCUCUGGUAUUCCUCUGUCUACACCCCAAAAAUCCUAGUGACCUGCAUCUCUGAAGACAAAAGCAUCUCCUUUGCAGGCUGUGUAGCUCAGUUCUUCUUCUCUGCUGGGCUGGCCUAUAGUGAGUGCUACCUGCUGGCCGCCAUGGCUUAUGACCGCUAUGUGGCCAUCUCCAAUCCCCUCCUUUAUGCUCAGGCCAUGUCAAGGACAUUGUGUAUCUCUUUAGUUGUUUAUUCCUAUAUUGGAGGUUUUGUCAAUGCAAUCAUACUCACGAGCAACACAUUCACAUUGGAUUUUUGUGGUGACAAUGUCAUUGAUGACUUCUUCUGUGAUGUCCCACCCCUGAUAAAACUGGCAUGCAAUGUGAAAGAAAGCUACCAGGCUGUGUUAUACUUUCUGCUGGCUUCCAAUGUCAUUACCCCCACUGUGCUCAUCCUGGCCUCCUACAUGUUCAUCAUUGCUGCCAUCCUGAAAAUCCGCUCUACCCAGGGACGUCUCAAAGCCUUCUCUACUUGCUCCUCCCACCUGGUCUCUGUCACCUUAUACUAUGGCUCCAUCCUCUACAUCUACUCUCGUCCAAGUUCCAGCUAUUCUCUUGAGAGGGACAAAAUGGUCUCUACGUUUUAUACUGUACUGUUCCCCAUGUUGAACCCCAUGAUCUAUAGUCUAAGGAAUAAAGAUGUGAAAGAAGCUCUGAAAAAGCUCUUUGGGUUCACACAAUCUGAAAUCUAA